This is a messenger RNA of Alternaria arbusti, 1095 nucleotides long. RefSeq lists its product as uncharacterized. Bases 1 to 1095 code for a protein of 364 amino acids. The transcript is spliced from 3 exons. Gene Ontology annotation, molecular function: methyltransferase activity. Lineage: Eukaryota; Fungi; Ascomycota; Dothideomycetes; Pleosporales; Pleosporaceae. The record is from RefSeq and is a predicted model, not a curated record.
AUGUCGGCGACGUCUUCGGUGUUCAACUUUCGCUACGAGAAUGGCAGACGGUAUCACGCGUAUGCCGAGGGACAGUAUCCUGUACCCAAUGAUGAGGUGGAAGCGGACCGAUUGGAUCUACAGCACCACGCUUUCAGACUCACACUCGACGGCAAACUUUAUCGAGCGCCUAUCCCCAAAGAUGUGCAAAACGUGCUCGACGUGGGAUGUGGGACUGGCAUCUGGUCUAUUGAGUUCGCUGAUGAGCAUCCGUCUGCUCGCGUCCUUGGCACGGAUCUGAGCCCCAUACAACCCGCUCAAGUGCCUCCAAACUGUGAAUUUCUAAUCGAUGACUGCGAGCAAGACUGGAUUUUCCAUGAUCAAUUCGAUUAUAUCCAUACUCGGGCUAUGGUCGCAGCUAUCAAGGACUGGGACCGUUUCUUCGCGCAGGCGUACGCCAACCUCAAACCAGGAGGCUAUCUCGAGUGCCAAGACCUUGCCUUCCCCAUCAGAUGCAUGGAUCCGGAUGUGACUGCAGAGAACUCACCUCUAAUCCGCUGGUCAGAGUACUUCCUCGACGCCGCAAAGAAGAUAGGUCUCGAUGGCACUAGUCCAAGGCACUUCACGCCGCAGAUUCGCAAUGCCGGCUUCAAGAGUAUCAACUACAAGAACUACAAGUGGCCUGUAGGGAAGUGGGCAAAAGGCGCGAGGUUCAAGCUCCUAGGUCGCUUUGUUUAUGAGGAUCUGAUGGACUGGCUGCCGAGCAGUUCACUAGGGCUCUUCACACGCGUGCUGAAAUGGUCGAGGGAGGAAGUGGAAGUCUUUCUAUCAGAGUGCAGAGCGGAAGCCAAGAGGAAAGACCGACAUUUCUAUGCUGAUGUCUCAGCAGAAGAUGACGUGGAGUGGGAAGAGUCCAUAGACCGUGAUGAAGAAGAUGAAGGCCACCACGCAAGAACGCCAUCAACAAACACAACCUCUACCCCACCAGUCCCUCUACCAACCACAACCGACGCGACACAGGCUACAGUCGACCAAUUGGCCGCUGUUGCUACCAAAGCAGACAGUCCCCCAAGAACCGACGUCGCCAGUUCAACUCCUCAAACUCCAGUUCUGUAG